AUGAAAGUAGCAGGACAAAUAGAUAAUUUGAAUUGCUUGGGAUUACUAAUUGCAUUGAGAUUCAUUGUCGUCAUUGAUAUGGCACCUCCUGUUCCACUGGUCCCUAAAAAACCUAUCGGAAGGUAUCGGCCUAGACAAGAUUAUCUAGAAAAAAGUGAAAGUGAAUCCUCUUCCAGUGAAUAUGAAGAAGAACCUCUUUCCUCUUCUGCACCUUCGGUCCCUCCUGCUGAAUCUGUUGCAUCCAACAAGUCUGAGGAUAUCGAAACGUCGUUUGCAAAACCUGUGAGCUUAUCCCAGAAUCCACCAUAUUUUUCUAGUCGUGAAAAGCUUAAUAAUGAUAACGAGUCAGCAUCUGAAUACGAAACGGAUGAAGAGCAAUUAGUAACAAAGCCUAACGGUAGUGACGAAGAAGAAGAAAGCGAAUCGGAAUCAACCUCUGGCUCUGAUGAAUCUGAAGAAGAUGAAUCGGAUCGUAGAAGGCAGCUUUUGCUUACUGCACCAAAGUUUGUCGGAAAAGGCGCGAAAAGCCAAACGACCACCGGCGAUUCCUCAGAGGCUGCUGAAAUAGAUCGCAAGCAAUUAUCCCAAAAAAUAUUAGAAGAAACUAUACAGAGAGAAAUGAAACAGAGAGAAAUGGAAAACACGAACGAGUUAUUAAAAGACGUGGAUGAUACAGAUGGACUAAAUCCACAGGGUGAAUACGAAGCUUGGCAAGUAAGAAGUUUACGAAGGAAGAAACGUGAUAAGGAAAAACUUUUGUCUCUUGAAAAAGAAAGAAUGUCGGUGGAGGAAAGACGCUUAAUGGACCCUGAAGAAAGAGAAAAAUUGGAUAGACGAGAAGCUGAAGAAAGCCGCCAAGAAAAGAAAAAGAAACCUGUACAAUUCCUACAAAAAUUCUACCACAAAGGUGCCUUUUAUCAGGACCAAGAUAUUGUUCGGAAUCGAGAUUACUCUGAGGCUGCCGAAGGUGAAAUCCAGCAUAAGGAACUUUUACCAAAAGCCAUGCAAGUUCGUGGUAAUACUUUUGGAUUGGCUGGACAAACAAGAUGGACUCACUUGGCCAACGAAGAUACUAGUAAAACCGGAUCUGCUUGGAGUAACCCAAAGAAUCCUUUGGUUCGACAAAACUUACAACGCUUAGGUGGACUACAUCCUGAUGAAUUACCGAAAAAGAGGAAAAAAAUUUAG
Molecule: messenger RNA, 1188 nt
Organism: Schizosaccharomyces cryophilus OY26
Lineage: Eukaryota; Fungi; Ascomycota; Schizosaccharomycetes; Schizosaccharomycetales; Schizosaccharomycetaceae
Product: microfibrillar-associated protein family protein
Exons: 2
Coding region: 1-1188 (395 amino acids)
Biological process (GO): mRNA splicing, via spliceosome
Cellular component (GO): U2-type spliceosomal complex
Molecular function (GO): RNA binding
Source: RefSeq, a predicted model, not a curated record